ACAAAAAAAAAACUUAAAUUUUAGCUUAGAAAAACUCCCAAAAAUUGUAAAACAUUUACCAUGAAAUUUCGUUUCUGUGGCGAAGGCGAUUGCCCCGACUGGGUUCUGGCUGAGAUCAUAUCCACGCUCUCCAACUUAAGCAUCGAAAACCUGGAAGAACUCAGCGAUCUAGUGGCCUUGCGUAUUUGUGGACAGAGCUUAGAGGAAACGAAAAUAAAAGCGCUGACCUCUUCGCUUACCAAUGAAGGCAAAACUGCUGUGGCCUGCAUUGAUUUUAUGUUAAUCAGCGCAGCUCGCUAUAGCUGUACGGAAAGUAUUUUUGGUGAGGAGAUCCAGCAAUUGGGACUGCCCAAGGAUCAUGCCGCAGCCAUGUGCAGGGUUCUGCAAAAGCAUUCCGCUGGCAUACAGCAAACACUGAAGAACAAAGCUUUUAAAAUCAACGAACUGCAAAGCGUUCGCAAAGUAACCACACCCGGACGACUGCCUUCAACUUUUACCACCUUGGAAGUAAAAAUCUCGCAAGAAUUGGUCGAUGGCUUGCCAAAGGAUACAACUCAUGUCUUCAGCAUGGAUCGACCACAAAUGGAGGCUCUGCUGGCGGAGCUGAAAUUGGCACGCGAAGUAAUGCAGAAAUAUGAAAACAAAACAGGUUCCUAAAAAUAUCACAAAAAUAUGCUUUGUCAGCUAUUAUUAAAAGAUUUACAUAAUUAGUAACUGAUUGUUAGCAAAACGUAAAGUAAAAUCUACUUGCAAUAUUAUUUUUAAUUAUCUCUUAUUUCCAGUCUGAAGUUCCAGAAUAUUUUUAUGAAAAUUUGCAAUAAUAAAUUAUUAGGCAUGAAAAACAAAA
Molecule: messenger RNA, 847 nt
Organism: Drosophila eugracilis
Lineage: Eukaryota; Metazoa; Arthropoda; Insecta; Diptera; Drosophilidae
Product: COMM domain-containing protein 4
Exons: 4
Coding region: 61-657 (198 amino acids)
Source: RefSeq, a predicted model, not a curated record